AUGGGUUGUGGCAUGAGCACUGAGGAUAAGGAGGGGAAGGCGCGGAACGAGGAAAUUGAGAAUCAGCUCAAGCGCGACAAGCUGAUGCAAAGAAAUGAGAUUAAGAUGUUGUUGCUGGGUGCCGGAGAGUCGGGCAAAUCCACCAUUCUCAAGCAGAUGAAGCUCAUUCACGAGGGCGGUUACUCGCGCGACGAGCGCGAAUCGUUCAAGGAGAUCAUCUACAGCAACACCGUUCAGUCGAUGCGGGUCAUCCUCGAGGCGAUGGAGUCGCUCGAAUUGCCUCUGGAGGAUGGGCGCAACGAAUACCAUGUCCAGACCAUUUUCAUGCAGCCCCCGCAGAUUGAGGGCGACAGUAUCCCUCCGGAAGUCGGCAACGCCAUUGGUGCUCUGUGGCGCGACACCGGUGUUCAGGAGUGCUUCAAGCGCUCGCGUGAAUACCAGCUGAAUGACUCGGCCAAAUACUACUUCGAUGCCGUUGACCGCAUCGCCCAACCUGACUAUCUCCCCACUGACCAGGAUGUUCUCCGUUCCCGUGUGAAGACCACUGGUAUCACCGAAACCACUUUCAUCAUCGGCGAUCUGACCUACCGCAUGUUUGACGUUGGUGGCCAGCGUUCCGAGCGGAAGAAGUGGAUUCACUGCUUCGAGAAUGUGACUACCAUUCUUUUCCUCGUUGCCAUCUCCGAGUACGACCAGCUGCUGUUCGAGGAUGAGACCGUCAACCGUAUGCAAGAAGCGCUCACCCUCUUCGACUCGAUCUGCAACUCCCGGUGGUUCGUCAAGACUUCAAUCAUUCUCUUCCUCAACAAGAUCGACCGCUUCAAGGAGAAGCUACCUGUCAGCCCCAUGAAGAACUACUUCCCCGAUUACGAGGGCGGUGCCGACUAUGCCGCUGCCUGCGAUUACAUCCUCAACCGCUUCGUUUCACUCAACCAGGCUGAGCAGAAGCAGAUCUACACUCAUUUCACUUGCGCCACUGACACCACCCAAAUUCGGUUCGUCAUGGCCGCUGUCAACGAUAUCAUCAUCCAAGAGAACCUUCGUCUCUGCGGUUUGAUCUAA
This is a messenger RNA of Penicillium macrosclerotiorum, 1062 nucleotides long. RefSeq names its product guanine nucleotide-binding protein subunit alpha gpaA (gene gpaA). Bases 1 to 1062 code for a protein of 353 amino acids. The record is from RefSeq and is a predicted model, not a curated record. Lineage: Eukaryota; Fungi; Ascomycota; Eurotiomycetes; Eurotiales; Aspergillaceae. Gene Ontology annotation, biological process: G protein-coupled receptor signaling pathway. Gene Ontology annotation, molecular function: G protein-coupled receptor binding; GTPase activity; GTP binding. Gene Ontology annotation, cellular component: heterotrimeric G-protein complex. The transcript is spliced from 4 exons.